AUGAUUCGUUCGAUCCUUGUGCUCGCCGCACUUUUGGCGUUCGUCGACGCGAUGAUGGUACCGAUUUCAAACGAGUGCGGACCCGAACUCAAGUGUCCGAGCGGAUACAAACUGUUUAAGCGAAAGAGCGGCGGAUGGUGCAUCAAGGUAUUCAAGCACAAACUGCUGACAUGUACUCUACUUUUUUCCAGUUUUUCCUCGGAAACAUGACCUGGUGGGAGGCGGAGCGUGAAUGCCGGUGCACGACCAACGGAGCGCACCUCUCCGGAAUCGAGUCUUUGGAGGAAAAGAGAUGGGUUGAAGGUAAGCGCCACCAAACCAAUGAGCGUUAACUCAUUCGUCUUACAGAAGUCGCUCAAGAAGCGCAAGACGCGGCUAAAAUCAAUAACGGAGCCGUUUGGAUCGGAGCCUACCGCCGUAAAGAUUGUCCGUCGGGACAAGAGUCGACGUGGUCGAAGAACGAGUUGUGCUCCGACGAGAAGCUCUUCCAGUUCACCGACCACCACACGUGCGGCACCACCAUCUUCCAGUCCUGGUCCGACGGACAACCGACGAACGCCGUCGGAGACGAUUGCGCCGUCAUUCUCUCGUCCAUCGAUGCAUCGGGAGCCAGCUCGGAAGCGUCCGGAAAGACGGCCAACAAGAACUGUCUCUCUGUGAAUGGCACGGUUUCGAUUCUCAACUCGAUCGCCUACAUUUGUGGAGUCCCUCCUGUUCAAUCCGGAGGUUACGGCGGUGGAAAUCCGUACGGCGGCGACGAGAUCAUUGUCGUCGGCGCUGGGAAGCCGCAGAAGAAGAAGAAUAAUUAA
Molecule: messenger RNA, 809 nt
Organism: Caenorhabditis sp. 36 PRJEB53466
Lineage: Eukaryota; Metazoa; Nematoda; Chromadorea; Rhabditida; Rhabditidae
Source: the annotation of a GenBank genome assembly